Molecule: messenger RNA, 1693 nt
Organism: Brassica napus (rape)
Lineage: Eukaryota; Viridiplantae; Streptophyta; Magnoliopsida; Brassicales; Brassicaceae
Exons: 1
Coding region: 357-1580 (407 amino acids)
Biological process (GO): regulation of DNA-templated transcription
Molecular function (GO): DNA binding
Source: RefSeq, a predicted model, not a curated record
AAAAAUAAUAACACAUGACUUUUGUUUUCAAAGUAUUUGUUAAGAAGAGAUCAUUAUUUACACUAAAAAUAAAAAUAAAAAGGAUGAAAGGAAACUGUAACAAAUAAACAAGAUGUGAUAACGAUUAUCGUAUAAGAUAGGAAAGAUCUCCGUGUUAUAUCUUUGACUGUAAAAAGGUUUUACGAUAAACGAAUAAAUAGUCCUACUCCUAUUACAAAUGAGUUUCAAAACCAAUUUCAUAUUGGUUUAUGAUAAUGUAAGAUGACUAUAAAUACAGACGUUGAUCGAUCACAAACCUCAGAGAACACUUCCCAGAGAACUCCUAAAUCCAAACGCAAAAUAAGACGUAAGAGAAGAUGUAUGAAUACAACGACGAAGAUGGAGGGAUUCAAUUUCAACCCUACGACGAUGAACUCAUCAAUCAAUAUUUAAUCCCCAAGUUGAAAGGUAAACCAUGUAGAGAGAUAACUAUGAAGGAUGUUUACUCAAAGGAGCCGUGGUUGCUGGACCAUCCCAUGGGUUCGUUUUUCAAGAAGAACGAGUGGUACUACUUUGUGACAAGGACACAACUCGCCAAAAAGAACAUUGGUUGUGGUCAGAAAGCGAAACGGAAGAUCACCCGAGACGACGAUAGUGGGACUUGGAGGGUUUAUGCGAAAGAAGGUAUCACGGAAAAGGAAACAACGAAGACCAUUGGGGUAAAGCAAAGCCUCAAUUUUGUUAGAAGAAACGUAAAUAACAAGAAGCUGAAGAGGGGAGACGGUACUUCUUGUGAUGUAUCAGGAGACAGCGAGAGCUGGAUUAUGACAGAAUAUAUGUUUCCUGAAGAAAAAGGAAAGUUUCAUGAACUGGUCAUAUGCAAGAUUCAUGUGAUCAAGAAUUCCAAGAAGAAGGAUGAUGAUCAUCAUGAAGCUUGUACUUCUAGUAAUCAUCAUCAUUAUGUGUCUGUUCUAGCUUCUUCUUUCUCUGAUCAGCAGCUGCAGCAUCCGAUCAAUGAAGCUCAUCGUCAUGAAGCUUCUACUUAUCAUCAUCAUCCUAUUGAGUUUUCUACCUCGGAGCAGCCGCCGAUUAAUAUUGCUGAUCGUGGAACUUUACUAGCUCCUAUCUUGGAGAAGCAGCCGAUCAAUAUUGUUGAUCAUGAAACUUUUAUAUCUCCUUUCUUGGAGCAGCAGCCGACUAAUAUUGUUGAUCAAGAAAUUUUUCUAUCUCCUUUCUUGGAGGUGCAGCCGACUAAUAUUACAUGCAAUAUUCAAGAGAAUAACAAGGACGAUCAUGAAGCUCUUAUUCCUUAUCAUCAUCAUGAGUUUGUAGCAGAUUGCUACACAGAGCAGCAGCAAAUCAAUGAAGCUCAUGGCCAUGUUCCAAAUAUUCCACUCAUAGGAUCAGAACAAGAAGCUGAAAUAGAAGAAAGGAUCCAAGAACUUAUAAAUUCGUUGACGACAAUGAAUGUUUCGAGUUUGCCUAUGGAAGAAGAUGAUGGCAUUCUGAAUUACGAUGCGCCGUUUUAUCAGGACUUACUUGAAUCAGUAUGCUACCCUCCGCCCCUCCCCAAAGAAAGCUCUAAAACUCUAGGAAGCUGAGCACUGAUCAAGAUAUUUAGGGUAAAAUAGAUUAGAUUUGAAUAGGAUCUUGGAAGAAUAAUUGCAUUUCGAUUAUCCAUAGUUGUGUACGUUUAGUUUUCACUAAAUAAAAA